Messenger RNA from Helicoverpa armigera (cotton bollworm), 813 nucleotides. Its product is annotated as putative nuclease HARBI1. The record is from RefSeq and is a predicted model, not a curated record. The transcript has a single exon. Lineage: Eukaryota; Metazoa; Arthropoda; Insecta; Lepidoptera; Noctuidae. Bases 52 to 813 code for a protein of 253 amino acids.
GUCACCAUUUCCUUUACGACAAAGCACUACUUUGACGUUAUUUGAAUAAAAAUGGACACUUUGGAUAGUAUCGAAGCGGUUUUUGCUGUUGUAGACAAUAUAGAUGAUAAUAUAUUAGAGGAGAUAGAAGUUGCUGAACCUAGAAAUCCCAAAGUUUACUUUCGUGAUGUGGAUCCAUUUCAUGACUAUUCGGAAGAUUGUUUUAAAAAGAGAUUUCGUUUCACCAAAAGUGUUGUGAGACAUGUUAUUUUACCGAGAAUUGAAGACACUUUACAAUCAGAGACACAAAGAGGGCUUCCUUUAACUCCACUGUGUCAGUUGCUAACUGCUUUACGUUUUCAUGCCACUGGAAGCUUUCAGAUUGUAUGUGGAGAUAUCAUGCAUAUUUCUCAAUCGACAGUGUGUAAUAUAGUGAAGAGAGUUAGUAGAGCAUUGGCAUUGCUAAUGCCAGAUUUUAUCAAGUUUCCUGCAAAUUUGAGGAAAACAAAGGAUGAUUUCGAAAACCUUGGUUGCAUUGGCAGAGCACCUGGACUGAAAAAUAUUGUAGGAGCAAUCGAUUGCACCCACAUUAAAAUCACCAGGCCUAGAGGUAUUCUUCAUACAGAGCAGUACCGGAACAGAAAAGGAUAUUUUUCAUUGAAUGUGCAAGUAGUUGGUGGCCCUAAUUUGAUGAUAUAUGAUAUAGUAGUACGUUGGGCUGCCAGUACACAUGAUAGCCGAAUUUAUAGAAACUCGCGUUUAAAUAUAAGGUUAUGCAAUAAUGAAAUUGAUGGGGUGUUACUUGCUGAUGGAGGAUAUCCUUGCACUACCUAG